AGAUAUUCAACCUGUCCACCACAACCUGUGUGUGUGUCCUCCUCCCCCAAACCUUGGGAUCGAACGUUUUCGAGCCUCCCGUCCCACGAUCAUCGUUCUCUGCCCCCCUGUCAGAAAAGUUGGCCUGAAUACCUGGCAAAUAUACGAGCAAGUAGCAUCCAGUCAAUCAGUUAGUCAGUCAGUCAGUCAGUCAGUCAGCCUCUCCGCGAGUCAGUCAGCCUCGUUCCCGAUGGCAACCGGCACAUCGGUCGUCGUUACCCGUCCGGGGAGGUGGUAAGAGCCAAAAGUGGGGAGCAGAACACCUGGACGACUUCCUGCCAGGGAGUAAGCACCUCAGUCUUCAGGAAAGAUCGUUUCACGUCGGUCGUUUUCGAGCUCCACUUUUCUUCACUCUCUCUCUCUCUCUCUCUCUCUUUCUCUUUUUUCUCUCUCCCUGUCUCUCCUCCUCCUCCUUCCCCCUCCCCCAGUCUUACGUACGCACGGUUCAGGCAUGAGACAGGGAUAGAAUUCGGGGGAGAAAGGAAAGAGAGUAAGAAGAGGAAUUGGAGGAUUAAGGGAGGAGAUUUUUCUUCGUGUCCUUCGUGUCCUAACCUUGGAAAAAUUGCGAAGAAAUGACGUUAUAGAUAUACGAUUUCGGUGACGAAACGCGAGAGUGAACCUCUUUUUUUUUUUUUUUAUACUGGAUUUUAACGAGGAGAUCGACGAUAGUCGGUGGUGACUAUAAGAAGUUCGUCGUUGGUACGCCUGAUUUAAAGGGGAAUUUUGCAUCUCGGUGAAGAGAUGGAGGAGAGGAGAGCCGUGUCGAUCCUGCUCGUCGUCGUCGCUUUGGCUGCACGAGGUUGCAACAGUGCCGGAUGCGGCUAUCCUGGGGCCCCAGCGCAUAGUAGCGUCCGGUUCACGGGUGCAAGUGCCGAGGACGUUAUAGACGAGGAGGAUGCCCUUCUAAAGGACACGGUGCUGCUCGAGGGCACGGUGGCUACGUAUUCCUGCGAACGAGGCUUCGAACUCCUCGGCCCUGCGCGAAGACAGUGCCAAGUUGAUGGCUCUUGGACACCGGAAGGAGUGCCAUUUUGCGUUUUAAAUGUUGCCGGAGGCAAAGCUCCUAUGCAAUCGAGCACCUCGGAGGGUGGAAUUCCACAGCGUGCGGUGGAUGGCAGCAGUGGACAGAUUUACACCCCUCAAACUUGCACCCUUACGAGACCAGAGCACAGACCCUGGUGGUACGUGAACCUGCUCGAACCCUAUAUGGUACAAUUGGUACGACUUGACUUUGGUAAACCGUGUUGCGGCGACGAUAUACCAGGAACAAUCGUGGUUCGUGUCGGAAACAAUCGGCCAGACUUGGGAACGAAUCCAAUUUGCAAUCGUUUCACCGGCCCUCUCGAAGAAGGCCAACCUCUUUUCCUACCCUGCAAUCCUCCUAUGCCAGGAGCUUUCGUUUCCGUGCAUCUGGAGGCGAACACACCGACAUCAAUCCCAGUCCAGCUCUCUUUGUGCGAGGCUUUCGUGUAUACCGAUCAGGCACUUCCUAUUGAGAGAUGUCCACAAUUCAGAGAUCAGCCACCAGGUUCAACAGCAACUUAUAAUGGAAAGUGUUAUAUAUUCUAUAAUCGGCAACCAAUGAUAUUCAGGGAGGCGUUAUCGUUCUGUCGUGCACGAGGUGGAACUUUAGUGGAUGAAAGCAAUCCUGCAUUGCAAGGAUUUAUUUCAUGGGAAUUGUGGAGGAGGCAUAGGAGCGACACUUCCAGUCAAUACUGGAUGGGUGCAGUGAGAGAUCAGAAGGAUCGCACGGUUUGGAGAUGGACAGGAAGCGGCGAGGAGGUAUCCGUUUCUUUCUGGAGCUUGCCUCAAGGAACCGAAGAGGAUUGUGCUCGAUACGAUGGUAGCAGAGGCUGGCUUUGGUCUGAUACUCCUUGCACGGCUCGAUUAAAUUUCAUCUGUCAACACCAACCACGAGCAUGUGGUCGACCAGAACAGCCGCCGAAUUCCACGAUGACGGUGACCACAACCGCAGAUCGGAAUUCCGGAAGUGCAUACGAAGUUGGCGCGACCGUGGAAUAUACUUGUAACGCUGGUAGCCUUCUUAUAGGACCGUCCACUCGCACUUGUCUGGACACUGGCUUCUAUAACGAGUUUCCACCUGUGUGCAAAAGCAUCGAGUGCGGUUAUCCAGCAAACAUAAAACACGGAGGCUACACACUUAUCAACAAUACCGUUAGUUAUCUCAGUCAGGUGCUUUACUCCUGCGAUGAAGGAUUCGAGAUGACUGGUCGUGCAAGAUUAACUUGUGACAUCGAUGAGCGUUGGAAUGGACCACCGCCGCGUUGUGAACCAAUCCUGUGCGAUCCUCCAACACCUGUGCCGCACAGUUACAUUCAAAUCGAUGAAAUCGACGAAACCGAAACAAUGCCAUCGAAAUCGAGCUUCAAUCGAAGUCUUCUCGUAGGCAGCAUCGUCACUUAUACUUGUGAAAAGAAUUAUAGACUCACUGGGCACCGACAAAUAUUAUGUUUACCCACUGGAUUAUACGAUCACAUCGCACCCACUUGCAUAGAGGAACCACGCACCACAGUGACCGCCCCACCUCGAAUAACUGUACGAACAACGACCGCCAGAACACGGCAACCAUUCUUACCGCCACGAGUCCGACCCACGACAAUCUCGACGACCACAACCACGAGCACCACCCCUGUACCGCCUCGAAGAGUGGCCAGCACCGCUGAAUUACCCGCGACGGUUCGCGAAACCAUCGCGAGGAAACCGAAUGUCGGUCUUCAGAGGCCAGCACCUCCUCCUUCGCCACCUUUGAACGACGACAGCAGUGAUCAUCCUCAGGACAAUGAGAUUUCGGGCAGUGGGGUGGAUAACGCACAGGUUGGGAUUGGAACCGGUGUUCCAGAACCUUCUGGACCCUACAGGGUGGACAAUGCCGACCACACGAGUAACACUCAUCAAGCGAAAUUAAAUCUAGGCGCUGUGAUCGCCUUGGGUGUCUUCGGCGGUUUCGUAUUCCUAGCCGCUGUAAUCACCACCGUUGUAAUACUUAUACGCAGAAAUCGUGGUAGAAGCAGCAAGCAUUAUCGGCACCGUGCAUCUCCUGAUUGCAACACCGUGGCCAGCUUUGGAAGCAGUUCGUCCGAAAGUCGAGGAGGUUUGAACCGAUACUACCGUCAAGCUUGGGAGAAUCUGCAUGAGACGGCUGGUCAUAAGACCAAUCAUCCUCCUCUUCGUCGUAAGGAGACCCUGGAUGAACCAGGAUAUCGAGAAAAUUACCGUGGUAACAACACCGAGAGAGAUGGUUCGGAAUUAGUUGUGAGCGAUGUAGCCACGUAUCCCACCAGCAAGCACGCCAGCAUCUCCGACAAGAAACGCCAUCAUCAUCAUCAUCAUCAUCACCACGGUAACUCUACGCCUGAGUGGAGGCAGUCCCAGUCCCAUCAUAGAUAUUGAGUACCGGAUCUGUUAUUUAAGAUCCUAUAUUUUUUUCUUGAGAUUUUCAGUGAAUCGAUAACUGUGACGAGUUGCUGCGAUUAGAUCAUGAGUAAGCGAUUUUUUAAUGUUUUACAAAUGGUAAUACAAUGAGGAAUAAUGAUGGUUUAUAUUGAGAAAUAAAUGGAGUAUGCAAUGCUGUAAUAUUUUUAUCAAUGUGAUUUUUAAAUUUAAAUAAGUGUAAUACUUUUGUUUGAAUUUUAAUUUUUAUUUUAAUUUUAUUUUCUGGAUAGUUACAUGUGAUAAUAUUUGUAUGUACAAAUUAAAAAUUGAUAGAUUAUUUUGAGAUAGAUAAUUGAAAUUCAAAGUUUGUAACUAAAAAAACUUUUUUUUUUUUAUAUAUAAAAUUAGCAUUUACAUAAUAGCAUAAAGCACUCAUAAUGCCAUCAUUUAUGAAAUUGUAAUUCCAAUUUGUAACUCCAAGUAGAAUUUAAAGGAACGUGGUGAAUCAGACGUUGUGUAGGAGAAUUUUAAAACGUGAUUGAUAGAUAAAAAUGUUUAUCGUUUUAUUAUACAGUAAAUCAUUUACAAAUAUCUUGUUAAUGUAAAUAUCGUAUACUACAGUAGCGUAAGUUAAUGAUGCAAGUUGUGAAUAAGAAGGAUCAUAAGUUGAUCAAAGGAUAUGCCAAAAAAAUGAGAAUAAUAUAUAUAUAUAUUUAUAUAUAUAUAUAUAAUUACCGAUUAAACAAAUUCUAAUAUAAAUUAUUGUAUGAAUGUUUAAUUACAAUAUUAAGAAUGGUAUUAAUUUACAAAAAUCAUACUCGAUAAGAUUAAUAUCUGUUAUGGGUAUUUUGGCCUCGUCUUAAAAAGAUUAAAUAAAUUUCUCAUAAUAAACCGACAUUUAAAGAUGAUAUCGUUAAGGAAAGGCCGACGUUAUCCAUUUCAGAAACAAAAUUUAUUUAGAUACGGUGCUCGUUCUAGAACAAGCUACGUGUAAAACGUUAUGUAAAAUUUGUUCUAUAUAUAUUUUAAUUAAUUAUUUAUAUUUAGUAUUAUUUUAACAAGUUAAACAUUUUUUCCCAUAUUCGUCUGGAAUAAAACAUACAUAAUUAAUAAAUAGUAUGUAUUUAUUUGUUGACUGAUAUAAGAUAUAUUCAUAAUAAGUUGUACAUGUAUUUAUUUAAUAUAUCAAUAAUCACAAGAAAUUGUAAUAGUGCCAUUAUGGGCAAAUUUGUUUAAUUGUAACUAUACAUAUAUUCUUGUGGUUUAAUAUAAAGAUAAUACAUACAAAAUAGUAAACAUUAUAUCACAAAUAACUUGUUAUAUACGUAAAUAAUUACUUUUAGUUUUAAUAAAUGCACCAUUUAUUUGAAUUAAAAAUAUUUAUAUAGCAUGAUUGCUUUACAGAAGUUUAUAAAGAACGAAUUCAAAUUGUUUAAAAACUUACUUAAAUAAACUUAAUUCUUGUAAUCAUUAUUGUUUCAUUAAA
Molecule: messenger RNA, 4918 nt
Organism: Apis mellifera (honey bee)
Lineage: Eukaryota; Metazoa; Arthropoda; Insecta; Hymenoptera; Apidae
Exons: 11
Coding region: 781-3450 (889 amino acids)
Source: RefSeq, a predicted model, not a curated record